AUGACCUCUGACCUCUGGACCGACGCUCACCAGGCGUCUCCCCGUGAGGACGGACGUAAUGGAGGCGUGUUUAAUGCGAAUGGAGGCGUGUUUAAUGCGAAUGGAGGCGUGUUUAAUACGAAUGGAGGCGUGUUUAAUGCGAAUGGAGGCGUGUUUAAUACGGUUGGAGGCGUGUUAAAUGCGAAUGGAGGCGUGUUUAAUGGCGUGUUUAAUGCGAAUGGAGGCGUGUUUAAUGGCGUGUUUAAUGCGAAUGGAGGCGUGUUUAAUGCGAAUGGAGGCGUGUUUAAUGCGAAUGGAGGCGUGUUUAAUGCGAAUGGAGGCGUGUUUAAUACGGUUGGAGGCGUGUUUAAUGCGAAUGGAGGCGUGUUUAAUACGAUAGGAGGCGUGUUUAAUGCGGUUGGAGGCGUGUUUAAUGCAAAUGGAGGCGUGUUAAAUGCGAAUGGAGGCGUGUUUAAUACGAAAGGAGGCGUGUUUAAUGCAAAUGGAGGCGUGUUUAAUACGAAAGGAGGCGUGUUUAAUACGGUUGGAGGCGUGUUUAAUGCAAAUGGAGGCGUGUUUAAUACGGUUGGAGGCGUGUUAAAUGCGAAUGGAGGCGUGUUUAAUACGAAAGGAGGCGUGUUUAAUACGAUAGGAGGCGUGUUUAAUACGAAAGGAGGCGUGUUUAAUACGGUUGGAGGCGUGUUUAAUGCAAAUGGAGGCGUGUUAAAUGCGAAUGGAGGCGUGUUUAAUACGAAAGGAGGCGUGUUUAAUGCAAAUGGAGGCGUGUUUAAUACGAAAGGAGGCGUGUUUAAUACGGUUGGAGGCGUGUUUAAUGCAAAUGGAGGCGUGUUUAAUACGGUUGGAGGCGUGUUAAAUGCGAAUGGAGGCGUGUUUAAUACGAAAGGAGGCGUGUUUAAUACGAUAGGAGGCGUGUUUAAUACGAAAGGAGGCGUGUUUAAUACGGUUGGAGGCGUGUCUAAUACAAAUGGAGGCGUCUCCUUUUAGUCAAAGUGCCAAUCAUGAUUGUUUUGUUCCCGUUAACCACAGAGUUGCUUUGCGUCUUGUUUUUUGCACAUAACCAAACUUUAUUCCUUAUUAUUUUUGUGUUAUUGAAACCGUCUCCUGGAGGACGAGGACCUGAAGGCGCCCGCGAGCGCCGCGUCGUUGCUGUUAUUAAAGUUUUGACUUUCACGAACACUACAUGAAGAAUAUAAAUGUCACUCGGCUGCUGCUUCGACAACGACAAUAUAACGUGAUUGUUUUCUGGAGUUUUAUUAAACUUGUUAAAUAUGAA
Molecule: messenger RNA, 1273 nt
Organism: Cyclopterus lumpus (lumpfish)
Lineage: Eukaryota; Metazoa; Chordata; Actinopteri; Perciformes; Cyclopteridae
Product: PE-PGRS family protein PE_PGRS33-like
Exons: 4
Coding region: 1-984 (327 amino acids)
Source: RefSeq, a predicted model, not a curated record